Drosophila guanche is the source of this 4918-nucleotide messenger RNA. It is a transcript of the gene mew, whose product is annotated as integrin alpha-PS1. Gene Ontology annotation, molecular function: integrin binding. Gene Ontology annotation, cellular component: external side of plasma membrane; integrin complex. Bases 557 to 3925 code for a protein of 1122 amino acids. The transcript has 8 exons. The record is from RefSeq and is a predicted model, not a curated record. Gene Ontology annotation, biological process: cell adhesion mediated by integrin; cell-matrix adhesion; cell-cell adhesion. NCBI's taxonomy places the organism in Eukaryota, Metazoa, Arthropoda, Insecta, Diptera, Drosophilidae.
GGGAAAAGGGCAACAACAUAAGAAAUAGGGUCGAUUUUUGUUUUCUGAAUUCAGAAAAGUACGUUGAAAUAUUUCAAAAACAAACCAUUAAUAUCGAAUACAAAAACUUAGAAAAAAAUAAACGAAUAUUCAAGGAAAUGUCAAGUCAACGCUGAGUGACGUCACUGACUCGUCGCGCGCUUUUUCUAAUCGCUGGAAUUUGAUUAAAAAACAACAACAAAUAGACGUGUCCGUAUAAUAUUCCUAACUAUAAUACUAAUAUCAGUGGAGCGUGUUACGUAAUUUUUUUUACCUGUGCGUGUACCUGUGUGCGUGUCGUCAACAACAACAACAACAACAACAACAACAAGAGCAAGAGCAAGCAGUGCAACAGUGUAGAGGAGUGUGGAAUAUUCAUCUGCAACUACCUGUUGAUCGAUCGAAGCGCCGCGUCGCUACCCCUGCCUAUUUUUUGCUGUGCGGAAGAUCUCCGCCGAGACUGCCGAAGGUCGUGCCAGGGCCGUGCCCGGUGCACGUGCAACUGUAAACAGCAACGGCUAAAAGCCGCCACACAAUCAUGCUGCACCGUUGCAUUGCGGGCAGAGCAUCGGCGGCAGAUCGGCCACCAUCGCUGCCCUUGCUGCUGCUGCUGCUGCUCCAUAUGAUGGCGUUGACUGCCGUCGCUGGCUUCAAUCUGGAGCAGCGACUGCCGCUGAUCAAGUACGGACAUCCCCACUCGCACUUUGGCUACUCCGUGGCCACGCACACCAUCGGCGAGGCGAAUGCGGCAAACAAUACAAAGUGCCUGCUCGUGGGAGCGCCACUGGAUCAUAAUCGACAGCCCAACACCUCACACUCGGGCGCCCUCUGGAAGUGUCCCAUAACGCAGAGCUUCGAUGACUGCGAACAGGUGAUAACCGAUGGACGACGUUCAUACGACAGCGAGGUCCUCUCGCCGCCCUCCAGCGAUGAGAUCAAGGAGGGACAGUGGAUGGGCGUCACGGUGCGAUCGAAUCCGCUUCAGGCCAAUGGAUCGGGUGGCAAGGUGCUCGUGUGUGCCCACCGUUACAUGUACAUUGUACGCGAGAACCGCUAUGGCCAGGGACUGUGCUACGUCCUCACCAACGAUCUGCAGUUCGAUGAAGUGCACGAGCCGUGCAAGGGUCGCCCUGUACAGAGACAACACGAGGACUAUGGCCUGUGCCAGGCGGGCACCUCCGGCGCACUGCUGGACGAUGACACAAUGGUGCUGGGCUCUCCGGGUCCGUUCACGUGGCGUGGCUCCAUCUGGGUGACGCAAAUCGGUGGCGAGUACCUGCAUCGAGACAAGACGACGUACUACAGCGACCACUCGGAUGCCAGCUCGCCGGUGGAUAAGUACAGCUACCUGGGCAUGUCCGUCACCGGCGGACGCUUCUUCGGCGACAACAUGUCCUAUGCAGCGGGUGCGCCACGCUCCAAUGGCCACGGACAGGUGGUGAUCUUUGACAAGGCCAACACCAAUCCGAUACCCGUGCGCCUCAUCAUCGAUGGCGAGCAGUUCGGCUCGAGCUUCGGCUAUGAGCUGACCACCGCGGAUGUCAACGGAGACAAUCGGCCGGAUCUGAUUGCGGCGGCGCCUUUUUUCUUCUCGAAGAACGAGGGCGGAGCUGUCUAUGUCUAUCAGAACGAUCAGGACACGCUGCCCAGGCGGCACACGCUGCGCCUGACGGGUGCCCUGGAGAGUCGCUUUGGCCUGGCGCUGGCCAACGUGGGCGAUCUGAACAAGGACAACUGCGAGGACAUCGCUGUGGGAGCGCCCUACGAGGGCCAGGGCGUUGUCUACAUUUAUCUGGGCUCGCGGCAGGGCCUCAACGAAAAGCCCGCACAGCGCAUACAGGCCUCGGAGCUGGGCGCCACAGUGCCCCAGGGCCAGCCCAUUCGCACCUUUGGCAUCUCGAUAGCGGGCAACACGGACCUCGACGGCAACUCCUAUCCCGAUGUGGUUGUGGGGGCGUUCAACUCCUCCGCCACGGUGGUGCUGCUGGCGCGACCCAUUAUCAACAUUCAGACGAGCUACCGCAGCGAUGAGCUGCGCAACAUCGAUCCCAACAAGCCGGGCUGCCGCUCGGAUGCGUUCAGCAAUCUGACCUGCUUCAGCUUCGAGGCCUGCUGCAGCAUCGAUCCAUACGAUGAUACCACGAAGGAGCUCAGCCUGAUGUACAGCGUGGAGGCGGAGACCUACGACCAUCUGAAGAAGUUCUCGCGCGCCUUCUUCGAUCGCGACAACAAGCGGAGCAACGUCAUCAGUCGCGUGGUCAAGGUGCGCACCGAUGGACGUGUUGCCUGCCAAAUAAGCACCGGUUACAUCAAGGCCAACACUCGCGACAUCCAAACGCCCAUCCGCUUCAGGCUGAAGUACACGCUGCAGGAGCCUCCGCUGGCGGACUCUGCCCUCACGCGACUCAACCCGAUGCUGGAUCAGACCCAAGCACACAUUGACUUUGAGGGCACCUUCCAGAAGGACUGCGGCGAUGAUGAUCUCUGCGAGAGUGAUUUGGUUAUUCGCGCCGAGCCAAAUAUCACAGCCAUAGGCAACGAGUACACGGUGAUCCUAGACGGAAAUGAGCUGGAGGUGGGCAUCAGCGUGACCAACCUCGCGGACUCUGCCUACGAGGCGCAAGUGUUUAUUAGCCACCAGGCGGGCGUCUCGUACGUGGCCACCAAAAAGCCGACCAAUGCCACUUGCAACAGCUUCAACACCACUUUGGUGGCCUGCAGCCUGGGCAAUCCGAUGCCGCGCGGCACCACCACAUUCGUGACGAUCCGCUUCCAGCCAAAGAGUCUGGAGCCCAGCGAGAAGUCGAUGCAGUUCCACAUAUUCGCGAAUACCACAUCCAAGCUGGUGGGCAGCGAGCCGCCGGAGCGGAAUCUCAGCGUGGCCGUGGUGCGGCGUGCCAAGUUGCACUUCCGUGGCUGGGCGAUGCCCGAGCAGAGCUUCUACAGUGGCGCCAGCCAGGCGACGGACAACUCGCCCAUGGAGAUGGGCGACGUGGGCUCGCAGGUGAAUCACAGCUUUACCAUCUUCAACGAUGGACCCUCGACGGCGCCCAAGGUGCACAUGGUCAUCCACUGGCCGUGGUCGCUGUACAGCGACCCGGAGCGCGGGCACAAGGAUCAGUAUCUGCUUUAUCUGGAGCAAACGCCCACCGUGGAGAUUGGUGUGGGCGAGUGCCAUGUGGCGCCCGAGUAUGUGAAUCCCCUGAAGCUGGAUAGCGGCUCACAGGGCUCGAUGAUCGCCCAACUGGGCGCCCCAGCCACGCUCAAGAUGUGGCCCAUGCGUAGUCGCCAGCAGCAGAACAGGAACCAGACCCAAGCGACCCACUCAAGGCAACAGCGCAGCACACUGGAGCGCGUGACGCGCCUGGAGCGGCUCACCUACGAGCCCGAGCUGGCGGGCAUUGGGUCCAGCGGCAGCGGCAGCGGCAAGAAGCAGGACAUUGUCGAGCUCGACUGCAACAAGGGCACGGCACGGUGCAUACGCAUCGAGUGCGACAUCUACAACAUGCCAGCGAGAUCCGAGGCGCAGGUGAUGGUGAAGGCGCGACUCUGGAACUCGACGCUCGUCAGCGAGUAUCCGCGGGUCGAUCGAGUGCGCAUCAUCUCCACGGCCACCGCCAAGAUACCCGAAGACUUUGGUGUCGAGGUGAUGGAGCACAACGAGAUCGAGCGCACGCGCCACCCCCGCCCCCCCCCCCCACCUCCCGACACUGCCAUACCCUGGCUGAUCAUCAGCUUUGCCAUACUCUUGGGCGUCGUGGUGCUGGCCGUGUUCACGUUCUUCCUGUGGAAGUGCGGAUUCUUCAAGCGGAUACGACCCACGGAUCCCACGUUGAGUGGAAAUCUCGAGAAGAUGAACGAGGAGAAGCCCUUCCUGGCGGCCAAGAACACCCAUCAUGUUUUCUAACAAGAGGGCACCGUCGGCUGGGAUCUGGCACGCCGGAUCGCCCCCAGGAAGAGGCGACGCCAUCUCCAGCUGCCCCUCAUCACCAGACAGCGGGUGCACGGCCAACGCUGGCGACGACACAAAUCCUCGAACAACAACGAGCUGGAUAUCCUGAGGCUCACGCCGCCACCGCCGCCCCUAAGCGUUCUGAAUUGGGGCAGCGAUGGAUACUACCAGGCCAGUGCCAACUGGUGGGGGCACAUGUAAUGUGGGGAAGGAUCGGGGGCUGUGGGUUGUGUGGUUCAAUGUGCCAUUUCGUUUACUUAAGGCAGCCAAAACUGCUUCAUGGAUCUAGAGGCCUGUGCCGGUCUAGGCCUUGUUUAGGCCUAAACGAUAAGCUAGGCCAACACGAUUUGGGUUCACAUCGUGUUGGAUAGUGUAAUUUGUGUAAAAAAACAAACAGAAAAAAACAUAAACUGUUCUUAAUCGCAUAGGUGUAUAUGUAUGUGUGUGUGUGUGUGUGUGUGUGUGUGUGUGUGUGUAUGUAUGUGGUAGGGCCUAGGCUAAGCUUUAGCUUAAGUGAGAACCAAUUCCGAAUAUAUUCAUACAAAUCGAAAAACACUGCCAAUAGGAACACUAAAAUAAUCAGCACUAAAUCGGGGCUCGAAGAUAGCAACAGGAGCAGGAGCCGCACUGGAUACGAAAGUAUUAGCACACUUUUACACUUUACAUACAAUAUUUAUUUAGUGACUACAGACAGACAGAAUUUAGGCAGCAGAAUCGCCACAGCUGACUGCUGACUUGAGGCGUCGUCAACAUAGACAAAACUCCUCCGGGGAGGAGUCCAAGUUCCCUUGGCCAUCGCGUAAUUAUUAUAAAAUUUCUUCUUUUUUUUUGGUUUGUUUUAAGCGAAGAGUCUAGUUAAGUGUAAUUGUGGUAAUGUUAGCUGUAAAUAUGAAUUCUUUUUUUUCUUAUACAUCUGUUUAAUAUACUUACUAUUAUUUUUUUAAACCA